Acinonyx jubatus (cheetah) is the source of this 1833-nucleotide messenger RNA. It is a transcript of the gene PNPLA5, whose product is annotated as patatin like phospholipase domain containing 5. NCBI's taxonomy places the organism in Eukaryota, Metazoa, Chordata, Mammalia, Carnivora, Felidae. Gene Ontology annotation, cellular component: lipid droplet; cytoplasm; membrane. The transcript is spliced from 7 exons. The record is from RefSeq and is a predicted model, not a curated record. Gene Ontology annotation, molecular function: triacylglycerol lipase activity. Bases 113 to 1288 code for a protein of 391 amino acids. Gene Ontology annotation, biological process: lipid homeostasis; triglyceride catabolic process.
GCUCCCGCCAGAGCUUUUCUUCCGAGCGACCUCUCCUCUCCAGCGCUGACUGUCCCCGUGCAGCGGCCCGGCCCGUCUCCGUCCCGACCCCAGCCCGGCGGCCCCGACCGCCAUGCACUGCUACGAGGAGGAGGGCAGCUGGAGCCUGUCCUUCGCGGGCGCCGGCUUCCUGGGGCUCUACCACGUGGGUGUGACCAGCUGCCUCAGGGAGCGCGCCCCGCACCUCCUCCGGGGCGCCCGCCGCUUCUACGGCUCCUCGUCCGGGGCGCUCAACGCCAUCAGCAUCGUCUCCGGCAAGACCGUCGAUUUCUGCUGCUCCCAUGUACUGGGCAUGGUCAAGCAGGUGGAGCGCCUCAGCCUGGGUAUCUUCCACCCUGCCUUCGCGCCCAUCGAGCACAUCAGACAGCAGCUGCAGGACUUACUGCCCACCGACAUUCAUGUCCUGGCCUCCCAGCGGCUGGGCAUCUCGCUGACCCGCUGGCCCGAUGGCCACAACAUCAUAGUCACCGACUUCGCGACCCGCAGGGAAGUCAUCCAGGCUCUGGUCUGUACCUUAUACAUUCCUUUCUACUGUGGGACGAUCCCCCCCGAAUUCAGAGGGGAGCGCUACUUUGAUGGGGGCCUGAGCAACAACCUGCCCUUCGCGGACUCUCCCUCCACCAUCACCGUGUCCCCUUUCCACGGGACAGUGGACAUCUGCCCCCAGAGCACCUCGGCCAGCAUUCACGAGCUGAACACCUUCAAUGCGAGUUUCCAGAUAUCCACCAAGAACUUCUUCCUGGGGUUUGCCUCCCUCAUAUCCCCCAGCCCUGAGAUGGUAGCUGACAAUUGCAGACAAGGCUACCUGGACGCCCUCAGGUUCCUGGAGAGACGCGGCUGGUGGCAUGGCUUCCGGAUGUGCCGGCCGACUUGGGGUGGAUACAGGGUGAGCUGCAGAGCUUGGGCCUCCGGAUCUGCUCCAGGUCGAAGGACCAGCUCCGCAGGCUGUUCAGCCUGCCGGUCACCAGCCCCCUCCAGCCCGGGGCACCUCCUCCUGUGGACCCGGCCAAGGAGCCCAGACCUCCCCAUCAGGCCUGAGGGGCACAAAGAGAGCCAGACCAGUGACUGGCCUCCCCUGGCCCUUGCCCUGGCCCUGAUCCUGUGCCCACAUCUGCCUCCAGUCCUUGAGUCCUGGCUCGUCUCCCAGAGCUUAGAGCCCAACCCUCGGCCCAGGGCCAGCACUGGAAUUGUCUGCCAAGUGGACGAUGGAGGGGACAGCCUCCCUUUCCUCUCAGACUCUGGUCCCUGACUGGGUGGGUGGGGUGACCCCCAGGAACCAGAGGAAGUCCCACCAGCCCCUCUGGAGCCCCUGCUCCUUGGAGCCAGCUCCCUGGGGCCCAAAGACUCCUUUUUUGGGAGAGGCCCAGCCCGUUGGUAUGUCCCUGGGUCACUGUAUCCAGGUCACCCUGCCCCUGUCUCAUCAGAGGGAAAAAGGAAGGCAGGAGCUGAGACACCCAUCUUGGUUCCAGAAUUUCCGUGUCAAGGGGCUUGGGGGCAGCAUGGGCUGGGAAGCAGGAUUCGGGGUGUUGCUGAGCUGUUUGAAGGGCACCUUACAGGAAAUGGAGAAAAUGCCAUAUGCUCAUACCGGAGAUUGGAAGGCAAAUGGAAAUGAUGGGAUCCUUUCUCUGACCUCCUUUGUCCUGCACUAGCCCCAGGGUAACCCCCAUGGCCUGCCUCAUUCCAGGAACCUUGAUCUCUGAUGAUUUCCUACUGGGUCCAUACAGCGGGAGCCCCCACAACCAGGAGAUAGGAAGGUGCGAGGAGAGAGAGGGGUUACAGUCUUCUUAGAAUCCC